Rhinocladiella mackenziei CBS 650.93 is the source of this 453-nucleotide messenger RNA. RefSeq lists its product as uncharacterized. NCBI's taxonomy places the organism in Eukaryota, Fungi, Ascomycota, Eurotiomycetes, Chaetothyriales, Herpotrichiellaceae. The transcript has 2 exons. The coding region runs from base 1 to 453 and encodes 150 amino acids. The record is from RefSeq and is a predicted model, not a curated record.
AUGGCUCCAUACCUCAUCCACAUUUUGACUCCCGACAAUACGUCUCCAGACACAGCUUGUGGUAUCGCUCGAAGCGAAAGCGCGCUCGAAAUUAUACAAACCCUAGGGAACAAAGGCGGGGCUGUGUUGAAGAAUUCCACCACAGUUUCCUCGGCGUCGAAAGAGCAGGAUGCGGUUUCGAAUACGGCAGUUGAGGCUCUAUUGGAGGCCUUGCCCUAUGACGGCGAAUAUCAGCACAGCGCUGUCAAUAUUGUGAAAAGAACUUCGGCCAAAAACGAAUGGAUCCGAGCACCCAAAUGGGAAUUGUUUGCUGAAGGUCAGGGCACGUCCGCUAUCUGGUGUCACCACCUCGGAGGUACACAGGAGGACAAAUGGAUCAUGAAGUAUGACAAAGCUGGCCGUUCUCCAGAGUCUGGCGAAAGGGUGGUUGAGUUGAGAGAGACCGACAUGUAG